UUGUGAGACCUGUCCAAAACAACAGUUCCGCGGCAUUUCAACCAUCCCUGUUUGUUUGGUGGUCGGUCUGUCGAGUUGUCUUUCGGCUUACGACGCCAUCUUUUAGUAAUUUUCGGAUGGUAUAGUGGUCGUAUUUUAUUGGGCGUGUUUCACAUAGUUAAAUUACUUUUCUGAAACUGAUAUUGAAAGUGUAAUAAUUAAUGUAGGUGGAAGAUUGACAAGGAAGAGUGAAGAUUCUUACAUCUUUUACCACUUGGGUAUAAUUUGUGCACUCAUUCAGUAGGCCUACCUAGGCUACAUAAUAAAUGUCACAAUUUGGAGGAGGAGGAUCUAAAAACCCACCAUGGGUUCGUCAAGGUCAGUCAAUGGGUAUGCAGCAGAACCAGAUGCAGCCACAGAUGAUGACACAGAUUGGAAACACUGCGGCGGCAGCCAUGUUGCAGUACCCGCAGGCUCAGAUGUUCCAACAGACCCAGAUGGGGCAGUUGCAGCAGAGUGGAGUAGCAAUGCAAUCGAUGGGUGGAAUUGGAUCCAAUCAAAUGGGAGGUGGUUUGGGUGCAUCUAUUCAACCUUCACCGAGUGCUAUUCAACAACAGCAGAUGUAUUCCCAGGUGGGUGCUGUCAGUUAUCCGACCCGCAGCAUCAUCGCCUCACCGUUCUCCAAUAGCUCAGCUGGCCAGUCCUCUGCUGGUUCCACUGGCUCCCCCAACACUGCUGGCACACCAAAGCAGCGAGUCUUCACUGGCACAGUCACUAAAGUCCAGGACAAUUUUGGCUUUGUGGAUGAGGAAGUGUUCUUCCAAUCUAGUUGCUGUGUAAAGGGGUCCAAUCCUUCAGUGGGGGACAGAGUUCUAGUGGAAGCUAUGUAUAAUGCAAGCAUGCCAUUCAAGUGGAACGCCACCAGGAUACAAGUUCUGCCGAUGGAAAGGGGUUCGGAAUCUAUGCACUCUGGUGGAGGUAGAGUGGGACGGUUCAGCUCAUCGUACAACAGUGUUCCUCCUCCAUCUGAUGAUGUGAUGAGUGGAGGAGGUGAUUUUAGUAGAAGAAACAGAGGACAAGGAUCUAUGAAGAGAAACCGAAGAGAUGAUGAUGACUUUGACAGGAAACGGCGAAGGGAUGACCGAAGAAGUAUUGAUCGCCCUAGGGAAGACAAAGAAAAGGAAAAGGAAAAAGAGAAGGAGAAAGAGAAGGAACGAAUGAAAAGCCCUCCACUCCGCAAACGUAGUAAGACACCAACAAGAAGGAGGAAGACUAGAGUUGUCCCUCGCUACAUGGUCCAGAUACCUAAAAUUGAUCUUGAUAUGCCAGAGGCUGAUGUUAUAGAGAUAAAAAAGCGUUACACCAACAUGUACAUGCCGUCAGACUUUUUCUUGAGCACUUUCAAGUGGGUAGAGGUGUUCCCACCUCAUAGACCUUUGAUUCUGGAUCAUCCGUGCGCAUUCCAUGUGAUGCACAAAGAUGUUGACCCACUAAUAGAGAAUGAUGCUGUUCUAGACCCUCCUGAUGCUGAUUAUCUAUUUUCUGCUAAGGUUAUGUUGCUGAGUAUGCCUGAAUUGGAUGAGAUCUACCAGAAGUGUUGUCUACUAGCCGAUGAGAAGGAAGGAAGUUAUGAUGACCGUGACAGAGGUUUUGUACAUCCCACUCGUCUUGUCAACUUCCUCGUGGGUCUGCGAGGAAAGAAUGAGACCAUGGCCAUCGGUGGUCCCUGGAGUCCUUCCCUGGAUGGGCCAAAUCCAGAGAAAGAUCCUACAGUUCUUAUCAAAACGGCAAUUCGUAAUUGCAAAGCUCUAACCGGAAUUGAUUUAACCAACUGUUCUCAGUGGUACCGCUUUGUGGAGAUUUACUACCAUCGGGCUGAGACCAUUCAUAAGGGGAAGACGGUGCCUGCUCGUGUUGAAACCGUGGUACUUUAUCUGCCAGAUGUGUGGAACUGCCUGCCGACUCGUCUGGAGUGGGAUGGUCUCCUCCUCGACUAUAAGAAACAGCUGGAGCGUCUCCUCAACCCGGACGACGAGGCAGAGGGAGAUGAUAAGGACACCAGUGUUGGAGAGAUUCAAAAGAGAGAACCGAGUCACUAUUCUCAAUUAGAUCCUAAGAUUAUGAAGGUGCAUGAUCUUCGUGAAGAGUUGGAGGCUCGUUCACUGUCGACUAAAGGAUUGAAAUCUCAACUAUCUGCUCGGUUGACAAAGGCUUUGAAGACUGAACAAGAAAAAGAAGAAGAGGCUAAUGGUACAAAGAGUGACGGUAAAUCAGACAAAUCUGAUAGUAAAAAUGGAAAAGAUGAAAAGGAUGAAGAGAAGAACAAAAAAGAGGUUUGUGUCCACAUUAAUCCUUUAUUAAUGUCAAAUUAA
This is a messenger RNA of Homalodisca vitripennis (glassy-winged sharpshooter), 2351 nucleotides long. RefSeq names its product cell division cycle and apoptosis regulator protein 1-like. Gene Ontology annotation, biological process: regulation of DNA-templated transcription. The record is from RefSeq and is a predicted model, not a curated record. Gene Ontology annotation, cellular component: nucleus. NCBI's taxonomy places the organism in Eukaryota, Metazoa, Arthropoda, Insecta, Hemiptera, Cicadellidae.